Aedes albopictus (Asian tiger mosquito) is the source of this 2435-nucleotide messenger RNA. It is a transcript of the gene Ubqn, whose product is annotated as ubiquilin-1. Gene Ontology annotation, cellular component: cytosol. The record is from RefSeq and is a predicted model, not a curated record. Lineage: Eukaryota; Metazoa; Arthropoda; Insecta; Diptera; Culicidae. The transcript is spliced from 5 exons. Gene Ontology annotation, molecular function: polyubiquitin modification-dependent protein binding. The coding region runs from base 58 to 1575 and encodes 505 amino acids. Gene Ontology annotation, biological process: ubiquitin-dependent protein catabolic process.
CGCGGCAGAGCUGUCGUCGCUUUUUUUUUAUUCAAGUCGUGAAAAUCAAAGUGAGAAAUGGCGGAGGACAGCGGCAGCAAGAAAAUCACGAUUACCGUGAAAACUCCGAAGGAUAAGAAGUCAAUCCUAAUCGCAGAAGAUGCGGAAAUCAAAGAGCUUCGUGCCACUGUUGCCGAACAGUUCGAAUCGGAUCCGGACUUGGUGUGUCUGAUUUUUGCCGGGAAGAUCAUGAAGGACACCGACACCUUGAAGACCCACAACAUAAAGGAUGGUCUUACAGUGCACCUGGUGAUCAAGGCGGCUCCGAAAAACGAACCGGAAGGUCCUCGUCGGCCACCGGCUGAUGUUAGCCAGACUCCCUUCGGGUUGAAUCAACUGGGUGGUUUGAGCGCUUUGGGGGCCCUCGGCGGCAAUCAGACCAACUUCAUGGAUCUCCAAUCACGGAUGCAGCACGAACUGCUCGGGAAUCCGGAACUGAUGCGCACCGUUCUGGACAAUCCGCUGGUGCAGCAGAUGAUGAACAAUCCGGACACGAUGCGCCAAAUUAUCACGUCGAAUCCGCAGAUGCAAGAUCUGAUGCAGAGGAAUCCGGAGAUUUCGCACAUGUUGAACAACCCGGAACUGCUCCGUCAGACCAUGGAGUUGGCUCGCAAUCCGUCGAUGUUGCAGGAACUGAUGAGGUCCCAUGAUCGUGCCAUGUCCAAUUUGGAAAGCGUACCAGGAGGAUACAGCGCUUUGCAGCGGAUCUAUCGGGACAUCCAGGAACCGAUGCUGAAUGCCACCUCGAGGAAUCCGUUUUCCGGAACGUCAGAUUCGGGUAGUGCCGAAAAUCCCCAACAGGGCUCGGAGAACCGUAGUCCCUUGCCGAACCCAUGGGGUGGUAACCAAAGCGAUGGCACUCGAUCGGACAAUCCACCGCCGAACGUUUUGAAUACACCUACUAUGCAGAGUUUACUACAGCAAAUCGGAGACAAUCCAUCGCUGAUGUCCAACAUGAUGAGUGCUCCGUACACCCGGAAUAUGUUGGAAGCCUUGUCCGCUGAUCCGAAUCUGGCCGCAAAUUUGAUGAGUCAAAACCCACUGUUGGCCAACAAUCCGGCACUGCAGGAUCAGAUGCGAACAAUGAUGCCACAGUUCUUGCAACAGCUCCAGAACCCGGAAAUGCAACAGAUGAUGUCCAAUCCGCAGGCCAUUGAAGCCAUUUUGCAGAUCCAACAGGGUAUGGAGCAGCUCCGUUCUGUCGCGCCUGGUCUUGUCAACACUAUGGGCAUUCCACCGCCGCCACCGGGCGCUCCGACCACGACCUCGGCCAGCUCGGGAACGACCAACACCAGCACUACGGCGUCCAAUCCGGCACUGUUUUCCGAUUUCAUGUCGCGCAUGAUCAACGGAAUGGCCACCGGUUCGAACUCGAAUGUUCCCCCGGAGGAACGCUACCGAUCGCAGUUGGAGCAGCUCGCGUCGAUGGGAUUCGUCAACCGUGAGGCCAAUCUACAAGCUCUGAUUGCAUCCUUCGGUGACAUCAACGGGGCUGUCGAAAGGCUACUAGCCCUCGGGCAGCUGUCGCUGAGUUAACGCGCUCAGUAGAGACGAACGGUGCACGAAAUGCGGAAUACCUACAGCAAAACACACUUUUAAUACUUUCCUACUUUGACUAGACGAUAAAGAAACAAAGAAAAAAUAUUAUGAAAAGGCAAAAAAAUGAUUGUAAAACUAGGUAUCCUUCGUAUGAUAAAAAAACAAUUGUAAAGUCAACUCUAAACUCUACACUCUAGAUAACUUUUUCGGUGGAAUUGACCUCUAGGAAUCAAUGGCUUGCCACUGAGACUAAGAACUGUGUGGAUGAACUUUCCAAUAUUGCAUCGGCGUCGUUUUUCUCGGUUAACAGUUAUCUGAUGCAGGAGGUGCUACUCCACCGAUUGUUUGUAACACUUCGUAUUUGUAGAUGUGCGUGUGUUGAGGCGCGGUGUCUGAAGAAAAUAAAAUGAAAGAAUUGAACAAAAAUGGUCUGAAUAGGAUGCAAAGCAUGGGAUUCUAACUCUACUCUAUAACAUUACCCAAUAUACAUGUUGACGUAUAGAACAGAUAAAUGCAAUUACGAUGCAUACAUUGUAGUAAGUAGUGGAGCAAAAGCAAGUAGAACUGUGUAAACGAAUGGUAAAAUAAACUAUUUUAGUCAGUUACUCACAAACCUUCUAGUUACAGACAGACAGCAGAACAAAGACAGACAACACACUCACUUACACUCCCUAGAUAUCAGGCUUAGAGCUUCGACGGAUGGAUGGUCGAUGAUAGUCCGGCGAUCGGAAAUGGCUUUAGAUUACUGUGGCGUUUAUGGUCAAGCAAAUAAAAAGGAAAAUUUAUCUUUACUGUUUUUCUGCGAACAGGUUUAUCCAUUCAAAAAUAUAUAAUAAAGGUGGUAUAAUACAAAAUGA